GCAGGAGCGAGGUCACGAGUCCAUCUAUACACUUUGUGACAGAAAUGGAGUUACUCUGGGAUAUAUCUGCUUCAAAAAAAAUCCUUCUUUUUGGAUGCACGUGGAAAUAAAUAAUACUUUUUGCAGCACGGAAUCUGUGUUCCUGAUCUUCCGCUGAACAGGUGCGCAAAACUUAAGCUAAUCAACGUAGAGAAGGAAACUUCCAGUUUGGAUAAAUAUGGAUAAACACUGGAUUUAUGCAACUUAAUUCGAAACAUUUUUUCGAAAAACCGAUUUUUGCCAGCACUUAAAAUACACGUGAUUGAAAGAAAAAAAGAAGAAAAAAAAACUUGUCGAGAAGAUACCCGGCCUAAAUACAACCACCAACCCCAGAUGUAGAGUAUGACACCACAACAGAACACACAGAAGCCAUUGAAUUAUACAGAAACUGUCGCGUGGAAUGCAGAUGAAAAUAUAGAAAUGUAUUGAAAGUAAUUGGCUGUACGAUGGAGCGCUUUGAGAAUCAGCGGUUCUUCCUGAGGAUUACUCUUCUCUGCACUUUUCUUUGUGAGUCAAUUUCUUGUUGUGAGAAGAUUCAUUCACACACUGAAGAUGACCUCUUCAAAAAGCUCUUUGAUGGCUACAACAAGUGGUCAAGGCCUGUACCAAACACCUCUGAUGUCGUCAUUGUCAAGUUCGGUUUAUCUAUUGCCCAGCUCAUUGAUGUGGACGAGAAGAAUCAGAUGAUGACAACAAAUGUCUGGCUAAAGCAGGAGUGGAAUGACUAUAAACUACGCUGGAAGCCUUCAGACUAUGACAAUGUGACUUCUAUCAGGGUUCCGUCAGAACUUAUCUGGGUCCCGGAUAUAGUUUUGUACAACAAUGCAGAUGGGGAAUUUGCAGUGACCCAUAUGACCAAAGCCCACCUCUUCCACACAGGUAAAGUGCGCUGGGUUCCACCUGCCAUCUACAAGAGCUCAUGCAGCAUCGAUGUCACCUUCUUCCCCUUUGACCAGCAGAACUGCAAGAUGAAAUUCGGCUCGUGGACUUACGACAAAGCCCAGAUUGAUCUGGAGCGCAUCGAGAACACAGUUGACUUGAAAGAUUACUGGGAGAGCGGCGAGUGGGCCAUCAUCAAUGCUGUUGGCACCUACAACACCAAGAAGUACGACUGCUGCCAUGAGAUCUACCCAGACAUCACCUACUUCUUCAUCAUUCGCCGUCUGCCGCUCUUCUACACCAUAAACCUCAUCAUCCCUUGCCUGCUCAUCUCCUGCCUGACCGUGCUGGUCUUCUACCUCCCGUCAGAUUGUGGUGAAAAGAUCACGCUGUGUAUCUCGGUCCUCCUCUCGCUCACUGUCUUCCUGCUGCUCAUUACAGAAAUCAUCCCCUCCACCUCGCUUGUGAUCCCACUUAUUGGUGAAUAUCUGCUCUUUACUAUGAUCUUCGUCACCUUGUCCAUCGUCAUCACUGUCUUCGUGCUUAACGUCCACCACCGCUCGCCCAGCACUCAUAAGAUGCCCCGUUGGGUUCACUCAGUCUUCUUGGAUUUGAUCCCACGAUGGUUGUUUAUGCGUAGACCUGCACCGGACAGCCGUCGCAGGCAGAAACUCCUCCUCCUGCAGCGGCAGGGCCGAGGAAUGACGUCACGGGUGCCUGGACCUGCAAAUGCAACUCUCAGUACAUCUACUAGCUGGUUUAGAGGGGAGAACUUUGGGGAGGAUGAGUCUCGCAGACGCUUCUGUUAUAAGGACUUAGAACUGGGAACGCUGUCCUCUGCAAUCUCACUUUCACUCCAAACACCUUCGCACUGCCCUCUCAGCUCGACUCCACCUUCUCUACAGAAAUUCGGGCCCUCCUCUAGAUUGGACAUGGGCGUGGCUUCCAGGCAGCCUGGCGGAAGAGUUAAUGUCACAAAGCGGUCUGACAUGACAUCAGACAACCCGGGGUUCCCUCUGUCCCCCACUGUCCUGCAGGCUCUGGAGGGGGUUCACUACAUAGCAGAACACCUGAGAGCAGAAGAUGCUGACUUUAGUGUAAAAGAGGACUGGAAGUAUGUUGCUAUGGUAAUAGACAGAAUCUUCCUAUGGAUGUUCAUCAUAGUUUGUUUGCUGGGCACAAUCGGACUGUUUCUCCCACCCUGGCUCGCAGGCAUGUACUAGAAAACACACUAUUGAGUACAUUAUAUGAACAGUAAGGACUUCUAACUUAUAGGCUUCCAUGGGAAGAACCAGCAUGGGGACACAACACCCCUUCUAGCAGGGAACAUCACACAGUAAGUGCUGAAUUUUCCCCUGCAUGAGGUCAGAUGCAUGUUUGACAUCAGGAAUGUGGCAUCAAAUACCUGAAUUUUUUUUUAUGUCAGAUAUUGAGAGAGCCACAAAUUAAAGAAGCUUGUCUAUGAAAACACUUGUAUUUGAAUGUAUAACCUUGAAUAUUAUUGUCAAAAUUAAAAAUUAAGU
This is a messenger RNA of Sinocyclocheilus anshuiensis, 2441 nucleotides long. Its product is annotated as neuronal acetylcholine receptor subunit alpha-2-like. Gene Ontology annotation, molecular function: acetylcholine-gated monoatomic cation-selective channel activity; transmembrane signaling receptor activity. NCBI's taxonomy places the organism in Eukaryota, Metazoa, Chordata, Actinopteri, Cypriniformes, Cyprinidae. The coding region runs from base 486 to 2141 and encodes 551 amino acids. The record is from RefSeq and is a predicted model, not a curated record. Gene Ontology annotation, cellular component: postsynaptic membrane. Gene Ontology annotation, biological process: monoatomic ion transmembrane transport. The transcript is spliced from 6 exons.